AGAGGGGUGAGGUUACAUGGGGGGAGAAAUCAGGAAAGGGAUUGUGGGUGCUGUGACACACAGGGACAUGUAGCACUGCUGGAGGGACACAACAAAAAGAGGUUCUCUUCAGUCUUGGGCAGGAAUCUAACAGGAAAAGCCAUCUUAAAACCACUUGCCCUGGGUACUGCAGCUGGCAUCUUGGCGUGGAGGCAAACAUGGAUCAGAGAGGUGUUCUGGCACUGGCUGUCUGUCAGAUUGUUCUUGGACUCCUGAUCAGCCCGUUAGCAGAAUCUUCAUCUCCGGUGAUCGAAUGCCCACAACUCUGCGUCUGCGGUAACCGCCCAUGGUUCACACCACAGUCCACCUACCGCGAGGCUAAAACCGUGGACUGCAACGACCUGCGAUUGACUAGGAUUCCAGUGAACCUUUCUGUAGAUACCCAGGUGCUUCUUCUACAAAGCAACAACAUCGAUCGGACUAAUGGAGAACUGCAACAGCUGGUUAACCUGACAGAACUUGAUCUUUCUCAGAAUAACAUCACCUCUAUCCAGGAUGUGGGAUUGUCCAACCUUAGUCAGCUCACAACUCUGCACUUGGAGGAGAAUCAAAUUUUUGAGAUGACUGACUACUGUUUGCAAGAUCUGACCAACCUGGAGGAGCUCUACAUCAACCACAACCAGCUGAGCUCCAUCUCACCGAGUGCCUUCUCAGGUUUGCGCAAUCUGCUCCGUCUGCACCUAAAUUCCAACAAGCUACGGAUCAUUGACAGUCGUUGGUUUGAAUCUACCCCCAACUUGGAGAUCCUUAUGAUUGGGGAGAAUCCCGUGAUUGGGAUUUUGGAUUUAAACUUCAAACCUCUCAGCAGCUUACGAAGUUUGGUCUUAGCGGGGAUGUACCUAAGCGACAUCCCAGGGAAUGCUUUUCUGGGACUGGAUAACCUGGAGAGCUUAUCUUUCUAUGACAAUAAACUAAGCAAGGUGCCCCAGGGGGCUUUGCAGAAGUUGCCCAACCUAAAGUUUUUAGAUCUUAAUAAAAAUCCGAUCCGAAAGGUGCAAGAAGGAGACUUCAAAAACAUGUUACGUUUAAAGGAGCUGGGAAUCAACAAUAUGGCUGAACUGGUUUCUCUUGACCGUUACGCUCUAGACAAUCUCCCCGAGCUAACAAAGCUUGAAGCAACAAACAAUCCAAAACUGUCCUACAUCCACCGUUCGGCCUUUCGUAACGUGCCUACCCUUGAGAGCUUGAUGCUAAACAAUAAUGCGCUGAACUCUGUCUACAAGGGGACGGUAGAGUCCCUCCCGAAUCUUCGUGAAAUCAGCAUCCACAGCAAUCCUCUGCGCUGUGACUGUGUCCUCCACUGGAUGGGUUCCAACCAAACCACCAUUCGCUUUAUGGAGCCGCUGUCCAUGUUUUGCGCACUGCCCCCAGAGUAUCGAGGCCAACCUGUGAAGGAAGCCCUGGCUCAAGAUCCUGCUGGAGAGCAGUGUCUGCCCAUGAUUGCGCAAGAUACAUUCCCAAGCCACCUCAACUUGGACCUGGGGAUGACUGUCACUUUGGACUGCAGAGCCAUGGCAGAACCUGAACCAGACAUCUACUGGGUUACUCCCUCGGGACACAAGGUCACAACAGAGACCCUAUCUGAUAAAUUACAUCUGAGUGGUGAAGGCACACUUCAGAUCACAAGCGUGCAAGUGGAGGAUUCUGGUCGUUACACAUGCGUGGCACAAAAUUCUGAAGGAGCAGACACGAGGGUUGCCACGUUGCGUAUCAAUGGAACGCUUCUAGAUGGAGCACAGGCUCUUAGACUGUAUGUCCAGCAGACGGAGGCCAACUCUGUUCUGGUGUCCUGGAGGGUUACCUCCAGUGUUUUGGCUUCUAAUCUCAAAUGGUCUUCCGCCACCAUGAAGAUCGAUAACCCACACAUUACCUACACUGCCCGGGUCCCUGCUGAUGUUCAUGAGUACAACCUGACGCAUCUGCAGCCUGCCACGGAGUACGAGGUGUGUCUGACAGUGUCUGGCCUACAUCAACAGGCUCAGAGGGCUUGCAUCAAUGUUACCACCAAGGGCGCAUCCUAUUCAUUGGCGGUCACAGACCAGGAGACCAGCGCGGCUCUGGCUGCUGUUAUGGGUUCCAUCUUCGCCCUGAUCAGUUUUGCUUCUGUUUCCAUAUAUGCAGCCAAAAGAUUCCAGAGGAAAAACUAUCGCCAUUCCCUGAAGAAGUAUAUGCAAAAAACAUCAUCGAUUCCGCUAAAUGAGCUGUAUCCUCCUCUCAUCAGCCUAUGGGAAGGAGACAGCGAGAAGGACAAAGAAGGGACAGCGGAGGGCAAAACCUCCCAGGUGGACACUACUCGAAGUUACUACAUGUGGUAACUCAUGCAAUAUGAACAUCUCAAUGAGCACAAAGACUGUUGGAAAAACCUACAACACUCCCUCCCUCUCCUUUCUUUA
Molecule: messenger RNA, 2432 nt
Organism: Nanorana parkeri
Lineage: Eukaryota; Metazoa; Chordata; Amphibia; Anura; Dicroglossidae
Gene: LRRN1
Product: leucine rich repeat neuronal 1
Exons: 2
Coding region: 198-2354 (718 amino acids)
Molecular function (GO): protein binding
Source: RefSeq, a predicted model, not a curated record